UACGUAACACCGAGUUCAUAUGUAUCACGUUUUGUUACCAAGCCGUCUAUCGCUCAUGCCGGUUUCCGUUGACUCAAAAGGUACAUAACUGAUACGAAAGAAAAAAAAAUCCGUCCCACCAAUCGCAUAAUCCCCAGAUAACAUUUCCGAGAAACCGGUGCGAAUUCUGCGAAUUUCUUCGGCCCAGCGCGUGUCGUCAGCCCAUAUUCGGCGUACCGUUUCCUGGUGACACAUUGUGUAAAUGCUAAUGGAACCGAACUGAUUGUAUGCAAAGCCGGUGAGUUGUCAGUCAUCGUUUCGCAAUCCCCCAGCGACCAUUUGCUCGCAAUGAAGGAACCCGAGCGGAAAUUGCGGUUUCUUUUCAUUCAUUUGCCCGAAAUUACGAAAUUCCCGGUUUCUCCGAAGCGCCAUCUGGUGGUGGACAGGUCGGGCGCUGCAGUUGCCUGCACUGGAUCUGUGUCGAGUCGCGAGUAGUGCCGUAAAAAAGACAAAGACGUUUGACAGUGCGAGCGAUUUUUUGCCCAAAGUGCCCAGAAUCGGCCCCAUUUCCCCGAAGGACGCGACCCAUCCGCCCGUGGAGCCCGCAAUGGGGCCCAGUGAGUGAUGUCGGCGGCCUGGAGCGCGCUGGAACGCAUGUGUCUUAAUCGCCAGUGCGGACGUCCACAGCGGUCCUUCCUGCCUUUAAAGGGCCCCGUCGGGGGGCAGCGCCCGCGCUCGACGGACCCCGGGGCCCCGGGCCCCCUGUGACGCCGCUCGCGCGACUGCUGGCCCAAAAUUGUGUCUCUCGGGCAGUGUGCGAUUUUUUCAAUGUUACCAACAUUGUCCAGUGCACAACAUCAAUUUAUAAACAUUUCGCGGACCCAAGAAGCAGCACUUUUAUGGGGCUGUGCUCCAGUUGCGGCAAAUCCAAGGACCGAUUUAAAGAUAAAUCGUCGAAAAUAUGUGGCCAACUGCAUUCGGUUGUUACACCCCUUCAUGCGGCACAUGAACCGACGAGUUCGAACAAUUUGAACGGGCAUCUGCCUGUUCAAAAUCACGUCAACAAUUACAACAGGCCGUAUUCGACGAAUAUGGCCACUUCGUUCCCUAACAUGAACAUCACCAAUCCCAUAAGGGGGUUGGUCAGCAAGAGGAGGAACCGGUACAAGCAGGAUGGGUUCAAUUUAGACUUGACAUACAUAACUGACAACAUCAUCGCCAUGGGUUACCCAGCUUCGAACAUCGAAGGAGUCUAUCGGAACCACAUCGACGACGUCGUCAAGCUCCUUGACUCGAAGCACAACAACCACUACUUCAUCUACAACCUGUGUUCGGAACGCAACUACGACAAAUCCAAGUUCCACAACCGAGUACAAAGUUUUCCUUUCGACGACCACAACCCGCCAAAAAUCGAAUUGAUACAGCCGUUCUGCCGCAACGUCCAGGAGUGGCUGUCGAAGAACCCCGAAAACGUCGCCGUGGUCCAUUGCAAGGCGGGCAAAGGUCGGACGGGCACCAUGAUCUGUUGCUAUCUUCUUCACAGUGGCGCCUUUGCCACGGCCGACGAGGCCCUAAACCACUACGGUCAGGCGCGGACGCAGGAUCGCAAGGGGGUGACCAUUCCCAGCCAAGUGCGCUACAUAAGGUACUAUGAAACCCUACUAAGGGAGAGAUUGAAGUACGUUCCCGUAUGUAUGUACAUCAAGCAGAUCAUCCUGGAACCGGUGCCGACGUUCGCAGGAGGCCAGGGGUACGUCUGUUUCUCGAUAUCUCAACAGACGCUGCAGGAGCAAGGCGACCAGCACACUCAGAAAUGUAACAAGUUGUACAAAAGUGGCGUUUACGAAGUGAAAAAGGGAGUGUCGAAGUUGGUGAUCAAUAUGGAUCUGUGUGUUGUGUUGGUCGGUGACAUUAAGAUCGAGUUUUAUAAUAAGUCGAAAAUCGGUAGGAAAGAAAGAGUUUUCCAGUUUUGGUUUAAUACGUUCUUUGUUGUGAACCAAGCGGACAAUUCGAACGGUUUCAUCGAACAGAAUGGUAGUGGUGCGUGCGAACAAACUUACGUAUUGACGUUGAAGAAGGACGAACUCGAUAUUGUGAAUAAAAAAGACAAGCAGAAUAAGGUGUUCAGUGCCGAUUUUCAGCUUACAUUAUUGAUUGAAAAAAUUAAAAGCCAGUUGAAUUGGCCGAGUUACGCGCAGGAAAUUCCUCGUCUGUCGCAAGACACUCCAAGCGAAAGUUCCGAAGCUGAAUGGUCAGAAGCUGAUUCAGCCGAAGAAGGCUGGGAAAGCGGGGAGUCCACGUACCUGUGAAUGGGAGGCUCGAAGGGCAUGCAUCGAACAAAACUGUAAAUAUUGCAUGUAACAAAGGGAUUGUGUCAUUUUUUUAUUUUUUUAAUCAUCCAUUCAUCCGCUUGCUUUUAAUCGAAAGAGUUUAAAAUCAGUCAAAACACCUUUUUUUGUUAUUAUGAGAGUACAAAUGCUUUUUUUGAUCUCAUUUCAUUUUAUCUUGCCAAUGUUAGUACUUUGGUUACCGGUUACGAUAAGAUUUGCCAUUUUUCCCCUAACCCUACACCUCCCUAACGUUUAGGGAAAUUUAGAAAUGAACGACACUAACCACUAGCGAACCGAAUUGCCAGUACAACGUGAAGACUGAGUUAAUGAAAAUAUAACUACGAAAAAUUAAAUUCGAUUCAAAAGUAUACGAUUUUCUUGCUGAGACUUCAGUUCUAACUUUCCCUAAUUUUAUUGUAAAUUACAAAGUUUCUCUCUUCCCUAGAAAAGGCUGUUAAAUUAUUUUGUUAAGACCAAUUUGUAUGCUCGAAUUGAAUUUAGUGUAUAGUUGUUUUUUCCAAUGUAUUUUUUACAUUUUAGGAAGUACCUUUUUAUAAGUUAAACUAGGAACUUUUUUUUUGUUUCGACAAUAGAAACAGGAGUGUACUUACGUACUUUUGUUAAUGUUUUAACUGAUUUUAAUUGUUGUUUUUACUGAAAUCUCAACCCAGUGUUAUAAUUUUCAAAAUUAUUUUAAACUACUUAACGUGGUACCAACCAGUUCAUGUGAAAUUCUAUUGUAAGGUUCAAAGAAAGAAAACAAACGUGACUGCUUCAUUAU
This is a messenger RNA of Zophobas morio, 3090 nucleotides long. RefSeq names its product phosphatidylinositol 3,4,5-trisphosphate 3-phosphatase and dual-specificity protein phosphatase PTEN (gene Pten). Gene Ontology annotation, cellular component: nucleus; plasma membrane; cell projection. Gene Ontology annotation, molecular function: protein tyrosine phosphatase activity; phosphatidylinositol-3,4,5-trisphosphate 3-phosphatase activity. The transcript is spliced from 6 exons. The record is from RefSeq and is a predicted model, not a curated record. The coding region runs from base 879 to 2288 and encodes 469 amino acids. NCBI's taxonomy places the organism in Eukaryota, Metazoa, Arthropoda, Insecta, Coleoptera, Tenebrionidae. Gene Ontology annotation, biological process: phosphatidylinositol dephosphorylation; protein dephosphorylation; cell motility.